Molecule: messenger RNA, 834 nt
Organism: Desarmillaria tabescens
Lineage: Eukaryota; Fungi; Basidiomycota; Agaricomycetes; Agaricales; Physalacriaceae
Exons: 4
Coding region: 1-834 (277 amino acids)
Source: RefSeq, a predicted model, not a curated record
AUGUCUGCCUCUCAGAGUGGUACUGAGGGCCCACCCUUAACGUCGUCGGCCACGCCUACAUCGAUACCACAACCUUUCACACCCUCGUCGACAUGGUCAAAUCCAGUCAGUUCGACAUCCAGCGACCAAAGUAGCACGGCUAGUGGCAACAAUGGAAAUAAUAGUCCUGGGACUGGGGCAGGGAACGAUGGUGGAAGUCUGAACUCGUCGGCGUCGCUGUAUCUAUAUACUUUCUUAGCAACACUCAUAUUGCUACUGGGCGUUUCAGCAGCCAUCGUGUUUCGGUCUCUGAUUCUUCGAAGGCGCCACAGACGCAUGGUCGAAGAAGCUAUCCGAAAUGGCACUUGGAUCCCACCCACCAAUGGCCGGGGUAUGCGCUUUGACCCUUCGCAAAAACCUAUCAUGUACGAAGCAGCCAUGAAUAUCCAAAAAAACCGUCAUGAUUGGGAGGCAUGCAAGCCUUUCUCUGUAUCAUACACGGUUGCCGCUCAUAACCGUACACCGCCUCCUGCGCCGCCUUCCUCACAGCAGGACAAUUCAGCUAGAGCUCGCUUUCGUCGGAUAUGGUCGCACGUUGAUGCCUCCCCUCUUCCACCACCUCUUGCAUCCACAGCGCCGGACGCACCUCUAUUCCCUGAUCCUUCUGGUGGACCAUUACGGGUGUCCGUUCUGGUUGCAAUGCCAUCACAGCAUUACGGCGAACAGCAGGAUGAACUGCCCCAUCUCGAGUUUGGCACUGCAGAUAUCCCUGUUGCAUAUCCCCCAGACGACACGCGCUCGAACCCGAGCAACCAUGUCAAGAGCAUCGGCAGUUCGGCGGAUGAUAAUGUGUAG